CACACACACACAGCCAGCUCGUCUCUUCUGAUACACACACACACACACACACACACACACACAGCCAGCUCGUCUCUUCUGAUACACACACACACAGCCAGCUCGUCUCUUCUGAUACACACACACACAGCCAGCUCGUCUCUUCUGAUACACACACACACACAGCCAGCUCGUCUCUUCUGAUACACACACAGCCAGCUCGUCUCUUCUGAUACACACACAGCCAGCCAGCUCGUCUCUUCUGAUACACACACACACACAGCCAGCCAGCUCGUCUCUUCUGAUACACACACACACACACACACACACACACACACACACACAGCCAGCCAGCUCGUCUCUUCUGAUACACACACACACACACACACACACACACACACACAGCCAGCUCGUCUCUUCUGAUACACACACACACACACAGCCAGCUCGUCUCUUCUGAUACACUUUUCCGUUACUGUGAUGUGAUUUUUUUUUUAUUUCUUGUGUUUUAAUUUGAGAAUUAAUUGAAUCUAUAUUUUUCACUGAACAGAAUCUGGACACAGGAAAUGACGCUCGGACACUCAAUAUUAAAUUAUUCACCUUCAUCUUCCUCAUGUUCUUCAUCAUUCAACUCGUCGUCUCCGGGCGCACGCGGCUCCAUAAGGAAGAACCGGAAGUUCCGGUCCACCAAAGGAGCUUCGAAAGCGCGGCGUGAUUUGAUUAACGCAGAAAUCCGAAAGCUGCGCGCGCUACUUCCGAUCAGCGCCGAGGACCGUGAGCGUCUCUCCUACCUGCACACGAUGUCCGUCAUCUGCACGUUCAUCCGGAAAUCCGUGCUGCUCGAGCGUGAUGGAGUGUGUGUCGCUGGUGGUGGUGAUGAAGGUGUGAUUCCUGCAUGUGAAGAUCUGCUAAAUGCACUUCCGGGUUUUCUGGUAGCGAUGACGAGAGAGGGGAAACUACUGUACGUCUCGGAGAACGUGUCGCACUACCUCGGCCUUUCCAUGGUGGAGGUUCUGCAGGGAGACACGUUUUACAGCAUGAUCACCAACAGCGACACAGAAAAAAUCAAGUUUUACCUGCAGGAUGAGAACCUUAACACAGAGAGGAGCUGUGUGUGUUCAUUCAGGACUAAUAGACAGUCCUGCCCCCUGCUGGUCAGGUUGCGUGUGCUCGACCCUCAGAAGUGCCUAGUGGUGGCUCUGUGUUUACCUUCUUCAAUGAGAGAGAGAGACAGUUUUACCACCAUGCACACACCUGACAUGAAAUACACACACACCCAUUACAGUGUAGAGAUAUAUUUGGGUUAUGAAGCAGAGGAGCUAAUUGGUCGAUCCUGGUAUAGCAUCAUCCACCCUGAUGACCUGUUACUGAGCGCCAGAGGACACAAGCAACUAAUGCAGUGUGAGCAGGUCGACCUGGUGCUGCGAGUUCAGGAUAAACAGCUGAACUGGGUUUGGCUCUACAUCAUUGCGACCAGAGACACACAAAGUCACAUGAUCACCUGCUCCAAUUACAUAAUCAGUGAAGUUGUGGCUGAGGAGCUGAGACACAAACUCUGCACUGUUUCGUCCGUUUCUGCCCCUCCAUCCCUCAGUCUUCCGGUAUCCCAGAAUUCCCACUGUUCCACAAAGAGACCACCAGAGGUCGGGGCUGAGAGCAAGAGAAGGAAAAACAAACGAGUGUCUACAGCAGCAGAAUCUUCUCUUCCCUACAGCCCUAAUUCGUCCUUCACUUCUCCAGCACAAGAAACUGGAAACAUAGACUUCUUGUCUAGCUCUUCAGCAUUUUGCCCUUUCUACCCUUCCCCCCCUCAGAACAUCCAGUGGCCCGGUUUUGACUCCACCUUUUCGACACCAUUUUGCUACCAUACCGAGGUCAGUGUGUCGGAGGACCACGCACAACUUCCUAGCCUGUCUGACACUUUCCUGUACCUUGAUGACUUUAAUUCAUUUCCUGUAUUAGUGACAGGAAGUAGUAGAACAUUCCAUGCCCCAGAGGAUUAUGGGUGGUCAGGUCUACUGACUUCACACCCUCCUGCUCUACGUUACAGUGAGAUGGAGCAGGUGGAGAUCAGCAUCCUUGCUCAGCAGAUCUCCUCUCUGGCCAGCAGCUUUGAUUCAUACUGUACUAAAAGCUCCACCCAUCGAUCUGACCACACCCCUGGCUCACCAUCUUGUGACCCUGAGGCCUUCCUGUUGGAUGAGGAAGUGAUUGACAGUGUAAUGCAGUUUCCCAGGGCUAUGCUGGAAGUUCAAACUCUUGAGGCUCUCCUGGAUAUAGAAAAGUGUACAGAGGAACAACAGCAUGAGUUCAGCCUUUAUUCACACACACAGCAAGAUGGGUUUUGUGAUGAAUCCCUGUAUUAAAGUGGAAUAUGUUUGUGACUCUGCCCCCUCUGUCUGGGACUGAUUCAACCAGGUACCUUGUCACGUUUCCAUGGAGAACAGCGGCUCUCAUUCCUCACUGUUGUCCUGAGAAUCGCUGUCCUGUGUUUACAAUAAUAAAUAGUUAAAAAUGAAUAAUGAAAAUAAAGGGAAUGUAACACUACCUCUGACACCAUCACUUGUUUAUGUUAAUUACACACAGCUUUUAUUUUAAAUAUGAUCUUCAUUAUAUUAUAAUCUUCUUGGCAGCUGAAUUUUUUAUUUGUAUGUUUAACUGAAUUAUUAUACACAGUUUUAAACAUUUGUUGUAAAUAGAUCACAGUCUGAUUUU
Messenger RNA from Hemibagrus wyckioides, 2694 nucleotides. RefSeq names its product neuronal PAS domain protein 4 like (gene npas4l). Gene Ontology annotation, molecular function: protein dimerization activity; RNA polymerase II transcription regulatory region sequence-specific DNA binding; DNA-binding transcription factor activity, RNA polymerase II-specific. Gene Ontology annotation, biological process: regulation of transcription by RNA polymerase II. The record is from RefSeq and is a predicted model, not a curated record. The transcript is spliced from 9 exons. Lineage: Eukaryota; Metazoa; Chordata; Actinopteri; Siluriformes; Bagridae. Bases 546 to 2345 code for a protein of 599 amino acids.